CUCCCAAAAAACAUCUGCUCCUUGUUGUUUUCGCGGCCCUUGGCCUUGGCAGCGAAUCUGACGCCUACGGCGACGACGACGUCGACGCCAUCCACACGAACGACGCGACGGCUGCAGUGCAGCGUCAUGAUCUGUCUGGCGCGGCGAGCUGCAUUCGGCUUGUUUUGAUUCUAAUGAUGAUAGUUCGCUGCAAGUGCAAGCUCUUCUACGUUCAGUGUGAUUGCAUCGUCCGAAGAAAUUGCAUCUAGUCGCGAGUUAGCUGAACAGUUCGUUGGUGGCAGUUUUCAAACGAGAGCUUCCGUGAUGCAGCUCAUCACCUACGAUUUCAUUUCCGGUUGUUUCGGCGGUAACGUGCUGCGUGUGAGCAUGUGGAAUACUAGUGGGACAUCCGCUGGACACGAUUAAAACAUGGCAGCAGUUUUCCAACCACAAAAUUCGCGCCUCGGUCUACAACAUAAUCGUGCGUCACAACGGGAUGGCAGGAUUCUACAAGGGGAUGUUUUUCCCGCUGAUGACGAGUGGAGCGCUGAAUUCGGUCGUGUUUGCAGUGUAUGGAGAGUACAUGCGGCAGUUACAAGCACAGUGCAAAACUGAACGUGAACGACAGCAAAGCUGGCCCAAACAUGUCCUAUUGGCGGGAUCGGUAGCCGGCGUUACACAAGUCUUCCUAGGAUGUCCUAUUGAGGUUGUGAAAGUACGACUUCAAACCUUACGAUACAUUGGCAGACCGUGGCGUUGCCUAAUGGACAUUCACCGUAUCGAGGGCCUUUCGGGAAUUUACCGUGGUAUAACACCGAUGAUGUUUCGUGACGUACUCCCGUACGGCAUCUACAUGUUGGUCUACGAGUACAUGCUGGGCAUCGAAGAGCGGCUGCACCGAGUCAAGCGAGAUCGACUUUCGAGUGGUUCUGGCGGAUUGGUGGUCAGCAGUCCGUACGAGGCGUCGUUGAUUGCGAUGGCAGGUGCCAUGGCCGGCAUUAUCUCGUGGAUGUUCAUCGUGCCGUUCGACGUGAUCAAAACGGUGAUGCAAUCGGAAACGGAUCCGACGGUGCACAAAAAUAUGCUGCACUGUUGUAGGACGCUUGUGGAGCGACAUGGAUGGAGGUCACUGUUUAGAGGAAGCUUUAUGGUCAUUGCUAGGGCUGCGCCAGUCAACUCGAUUACCUUCCUGGGUUACGAAUGGUGUCUGGGCCAGUGUCACAAGUUUUUCGGGAAUGCAGAUAAGACAAGUUAUUGGUCAUAAAAAGAUCCGGUAUGAAUUUCGGUUAUUUACUUUAAUUUAUUUAUUUUAGCAUGUUAAACAAGUAAUAUUAACUCUAAUUGAUUAAACUUACCACUAUGAAUAUAUUUCAUGUCUGAAUUGUUGAAUAGAGAACUCUUCCUUUCCAUUCGAUUUAGGUAUUCAUAAACAAAAAAAAUAAUUAUUUGUCUGAUUUGUUUGAAAGAAGCAAGCUUCUUUCUUUCCGUCAGAUUUUAAGCUUCUGAAUCCGAAUUUGGAUUCAGAUUUACUUUAGCAAAGUCACAAUUGAACAAUUAUCGUUCCCAAGAUUUGUGAUAAAAAAUAGUUGUUUAUGCAGCGAGUUGCAAAAUGAAGAUGUUUAUAGCGCAAAUCAUACAUUUAUCCAACGAUGAUUGCCGUUUUGUCUUCCGGAUGAAACUGCGCCUAUAUGCCUUGUGGGUGUACGAUCGCCGCUGGCCUCUGAUAAAAGAUAAGCGCGACAAUUUCAUUAUUCUUCCAGUGCGAUCACAAACGGGUUGAAAGACUCCGGUAGGUUUGACAGAAGAAUCACUUUGGACCAGGUAUUUGUUCACCGACUCUCCCAUUAUAUAGCCACGCGAUGAACCAACUCCGAUGGUUUCUCUAGAUGCUCCGACAUGUCCGAUAUGCUUCCAUCUUCUUCCGGCUGCAUCGAAAAAAGUCGCCGUAGAGCAUGGAUCUUGUUCGACAGAGACUCGCUCAUGAUAACCCUUUCAGAUUUUCUACAUCUCUUUUGCCCGUGUAGCUUUCAUGAUGUGGAUAAACUGACUAUCUUCUAUCGCCAAGCCAAAAACGCUUCUGCCUUUACAUCUUUCCUACCAAACCGGAAAGCUUUUCUGCAAAAAAUGUUCUUCGUAAAUAAUCAAUGGGUGAAUGUUUUGAUUCUCAAGCGGAUGCUGUAAUUCGUCUACCCACUGCCGUCUGUCAAAGCAAUGACUCGGAAAUGUUUUUUUUGCUUUCAUUCGCCAUCAGCUUCCUUUCGCUGAAAGGCCCUUUCGCAUAGUCUCGAAAUUCGCUCGCAAGUCUCUCUUUCUUUCCUCAGCCGAUCAUCGGGUUCCGAGCAAGUGAGACAGAACCAAAACAACCUCACAUGCUGUCAGUCUAGGCAAAUGCUGUCUUUUUUCGCUCGUGUGGGUUCUUUGUGUUUCAUUCGUUAGUUCGAGAUGUGGCUGACAGCAAAACCGAUUUCUAUUUCUCAUUGUACGAGAAGAACUCGAGCGGAUCGGUCGCGAGUAUACGUAUAUUGCUGCGCAGUGCGCUUUUAUUAGAUGAAUAGUGCGGAAUUUGUAUAAUUUUUCAAGUGCUGCUCAAAGUGCAAUAUGUUUUAAGUUUGGUUAUUUUGUGCUUUGUGACGUGGAAAUUGGUGUUACAUUUGAGCGAGAUUCGUGAAAUUUUGGUGGAAAUCUUGUGUUGUGUACCUAUUUGGUGAUUGUUAUUGUUUUUCUUUUCGACGAAAAGGAAGAGUCAGCUAUUUUUGUACGACUACUUGGAUGAUUUUGUGAUUCUUGAAUUGUUUCUCUGACUGUGCAAAUUCCGAUGGUUGCUGAGACGAAUAUCGCGAUCGGUACUACGCCUACUAUAACUUUGAGGGGUCGCUUAGGAUUGAGUCAUGCAUGGUUGUUUAUGGAGAAUACAAGUGUAGAUCAGAAUACGAAGCAAAUCAGAGCAAUUGAUAGUGGUCUAGAAAAAUUUACCUUGAACGGUUUGGGUGGAAAAUUUAUGGAGUGAAAAUAGUUUGCUGUCGUGCACCAGAUGGUUGCAGUUUGAUAGCUUCGACCUAAAAUAUAAGGAAAACGAAAUUAUAGUGAGCUUUGUAAGUGUGCUUGGAGCAAACAACCAGUGAAGAAGAAUGACAUGAGCCACUGAGCCUACUCCGCCUUCAAAGUCGAGAGUGGUAGUUGUUUUUGUAGCUGCUGUGUAAAA
Molecule: messenger RNA, 3181 nt
Organism: Aedes albopictus (Asian tiger mosquito)
Lineage: Eukaryota; Metazoa; Arthropoda; Insecta; Diptera; Culicidae
Product: solute carrier family 25 member 45
Exons: 6
Coding region: 476-1243 (255 amino acids)
Biological process (GO): mitochondrial L-ornithine transmembrane transport
Cellular component (GO): mitochondrion
Molecular function (GO): high-affinity L-arginine transmembrane transporter activity
Source: RefSeq, a predicted model, not a curated record